AUGGGUGCUAUUAGGAACGUGGCUAUACUAGUAUUGGUCAUCUCUUUCUUUACUUUUGUUGCUUUCUUCGGACGGCUCCCAGCUCUCAGGAAUACGCCUAUCGGGGCACUGCAUAGACUGAUAUGGCUUCAUAUUCCAGCAACCCUUCGAGCUUGGGACCAAAGAGUAACACAGGGUCGUCUGAGUGCCUGGGUCAUGCGGCAAGCGCAUAUCCUAUGGAACGAUAGGCACCCAAUAGUUAUGGGCACCAGUGCCCAUUUUUCCCUCUUCAUUCCUGAGUCUUCGUUUUCUAGUGGUUCCGCAGCUCUUCCGAUUUUCUUCAUCCUUCUUCUAUUGGUCUCCGAGAUCAUGUUCCUACCUCCUGCAUGGCAUAUGCUUAGUGGUUCUAGAAAGAUAACAGGCCUGAUUCUCCUCUCGCUUCCAUACAUCUUCCUGUAUACCUCAGCUGCACGAGAUCCUGGAUACAUCGGGUCAGACAAUCAUGCCCAGGCAAUGACCCUAUAUCCUUACGACUUCACAAUCUUCCACCCUGGCCAAAAAUGCUACACCUGCAAUAUACUCAAGCCAGCUCGCUCAAAGCACUGCAGCAUUUGUAAGCGUUGCAUUUCGAAGCUUGACCAUCAUUGCAUUUUUAUCAAUAACUGUGUCGGUUACAACAACCAGAACCACUUUCUCCUUCUUCUCUUUACAACUGGAGUAUUGACGGCGUACGCGACGUAUGUCGGUUUCUCGAUCCUCUCCGAUGAAGCCCGAAAGGAGAUUCCGUCAUGGACUUUCCGAGGCCAGGGGCUUACCUGGUUCCAGUUCUGGUAUGUCUGGGCAUGGGUGCUUCAAGAAUAUACUCGUAUCGGAGCUGUCACUCUUCUGUGUCUCUUGACCACCCCUUUGAUUUUUGGACUCCUCGGAUAUCACGUGUAUCUUAUUUGGGCCGGGACCACCACCAACGAGUCAAUGAAGUGGUCAGACUGGGAAGCUGAGAUGGCCGACGGUUUUGCGUUUAAGUGCUUAUUACCCGCAGACCGCGAAAAAGAUGAGAGAAUUGAGCCAGCAUGGACACGCUGGCCAGUCGAGAGCCAGCAACUAGUUUCACGGACGGCAGAUGGUCAGCCUCCUAGAGGGCCGGGAGGUAUUGGCGCUGGGGAGUGGGAGCGGGUCUGGAGGCUGGCUGAUGUAGAGAAUCUGUAUGACCUGGGGUUCUGGGACAACUUGGCGGAUGUUUUCUUCCCGACAAAGUGGUUUCGAGCUCGCAAUGAGGACAAUACGCGAGAGACCGGAAGCCGCUCUUUCUCGGCCGCUGAGACUGAUGCUCUUGUGCAGCAACAGAUCAGGCUGGGUGCGACUGCCUAG
Messenger RNA from Drepanopeziza brunnea f. sp. 'multigermtubi' MB_m1, 1347 nucleotides. Lineage: Eukaryota; Fungi; Ascomycota; Leotiomycetes; Helotiales; Drepanopezizaceae. The record is from RefSeq and is a predicted model, not a curated record.